This is a messenger RNA of Dalotia coriaria, 1395 nucleotides long. RefSeq names its product Acyl-protein thioesterase 1 (gene Apt1). The record is from RefSeq and is a predicted model, not a curated record. Gene Ontology annotation, molecular function: palmitoyl-(protein) hydrolase activity; carboxylic ester hydrolase activity. Gene Ontology annotation, biological process: protein depalmitoylation. Gene Ontology annotation, cellular component: cytoplasm. The transcript has 5 exons. NCBI's taxonomy places the organism in Eukaryota, Metazoa, Arthropoda, Insecta, Coleoptera, Staphylinidae. Bases 149 to 802 code for a protein of 217 amino acids.
UCAAUCUGACAGCGUGUUUUUUUGCUUCAAUAUUCGUUACACAUUAUUCUCGCGAAUAAUCGUGUUACUGAUAACGCUACUAAUUUUAUUAUACACCACAAACCUCCGAAAUACCUGUGAGCCGCCGCCUGAGUACCUCAACGAGAAAAUGUCGGCGCCCGUGGUAAUUGCAGCCUCUGCCAAACACACCGCCACUCUUAUAUUCUUACAUGGUUUGGGUGAUACUGGUCAAGGAUGGGCCAGUGCAAUGGCAGCAAUCAGACCUUCUCAUGUGAAAGUAAUCUGUCCCACAGCGCCGACGAUGCCCGUGACGCUAAACGCCGGUUUUCGCAUGCCUAGCUGGUUCGAUUUGAAGACCUUGGAUGUAUCAGGGCCUGAAGAUGAAGAAGGCAUUUUAACUGCCACUAAGUCAAUCCACAACAUGAUUGCGGCCGAGGUACAAGCCGGAAUUGAAAGCAAAAACAUCUUACUCGGCGGUUUCUCACAAGGUGGCGCUCUUGCUUUAUACUCAGCGUUAACUUAUCCGGAAACUUUGGCUGGUGUAGCAGCGCUUUCCUGCUGGUUACCACUGCAUAAAUCAUUCCCAGCAGCUAUGAGAUGCAGUGACGCCUUAAAGGUGUUGCAAUGUCAUGGUGAUUGCGAUCCAGUCGUGCCAUACAAAUGGGGCCAGAUGACCGCCUCGGUGCUGAAAACGCUGCUGAAGUCCACCGACUUCCAAACCUACCGCGGCCUGAUGCACACCUCCUCCGAAGAGGAGCUGCACGAUAUCAAGAAGUUCAUCGAGUCGAACCUCAGCCAAUGAGGUCGCUCGCGAUCGUGUUGCACGCUCACACACCUACGUAACCUGUUUAUGUAAACGCGAUAACAAUGCAUGCAUGACGAUCUAGACAUCUAGCAAAUUUUAUCAACGGCACCGUAAAAGCAAACAAAUGAAUGAGAGAAAACAGAAAAAAAUUAGCCCGAAUUUUUUAGGUUAUAGUUAGUCUAGACUAAUUUGAUAUAUUUUAAGGUUACCAGGCUUUCAAAUCAGGUUAUGAAACACUAAAAAUUCACCAAAAUUUCGAACAAUAUCGCUUAACAUCUUCGACGCGUUUAACAAUACCGUAUUUAAUGAUGAUAAUGAUGCAUUAUUCCAAAGAACACGUAAUUUUGAUAUGUAGCUACAUUUCCUAGAAAACUGUAAUUAUGUCGUGAGCAUAUGAGUCCUCGUCCUAUCCAAACGAAAAAUAACUUAGUGUAGGAUAUUCACACAAGUUAAUGCAUUUUAUUUACUGAUUUACUUAAAACUCUUAAAGAAAAGUAAAGAAAACCCAACUUUCUUGCCACAUAUGUAUGAUAAAUAUGAAUAUUGUUGGUUUAGGAAUGAAAUACAUGUCAUCAAUGAUAUGAAAUCAA